Messenger RNA from Nerophis ophidion (straightnose pipefish), 1557 nucleotides. RefSeq names its product transmembrane protein 101 (gene tmem101). The record is from RefSeq and is a predicted model, not a curated record. Bases 871 to 1470 code for a protein of 199 amino acids. The transcript has 4 exons. NCBI's taxonomy places the organism in Eukaryota, Metazoa, Chordata, Actinopteri, Syngnathiformes, Syngnathidae. Gene Ontology annotation, biological process: positive regulation of canonical NF-kappaB signal transduction.
AUGUAUGUAUGUAUGUAUGUAUGUAUACAUACAUAUAUAUAUGUAUGUAUAUAUAUAUGUAUGUAUGUAGUAACAGACACCUUCAUAGCAAGUGUUGCAUGUCCAGUAGGUCCACUAACAUAGUUCCCUUUAAGACCACAACAUGUCGUCCAUUGAUCCCCGACUUAACCUUGGAUCGGGAGUCGUCACCUUGUAAGCCAGUUUACAGGAUGUGGGUUAGUCUCUUCUGCCGCAGCUUAAGUCCGGUGACGUCACUGUGGAUUUACACCGGAGAUGUGACCUUCGCUGACGACUUCACUGUUUUUGAAUAUCUUCUCAAAGUCAACGAUUAAAAAAAACUCAGAUUUGCAGUUGUGAGCUGUUCGUUUGGGGGCCCUUUUUUAUUUUUUAUCCACCAUCCUUUGAGGGGGUGCCAGGUUGCAGAAUGUAAAAAAAAAGAAAGAAAAAACAACUAUUUUAAUAAUUAUAAAAAUGUACAGGUAUGCAUAAUUCACACUCUGUACAAUCAUUUGGAAUGUUUUCUUAAAACAACAUAACAAUCAAACCGAUUAGCUGAUAUAAACUGAACCGAAUCGUGUAUUGUAACGAGCACAACUACUUUUAGGUUGCUAAGCAACCAGGAUGUAAAUAAAGACAAUCCUUCGUCUUUAAAAUAGUAAAUAUUGGUACACAAUGUUGGUGUAAUAUCAACAUUUUCCCGCAGGUGGCAGUGUAAGAAAAACCAGCCCUCCGGACCACUUCCGGCAACAGUUCACGCCGACAGCCAAUGGGAUGACCGCCUUUCGCCAGCACACGGACCACCCUUCAAAAUAAGAUGUGCAAGGGACUCUCAGGCAACCAGACAUCCACGUGCCCUACCUGUACGUCGACAUGGGGGCGGCGGUGCUGUGUGCCAGCUUCAUGUCGUUUGGCGUGAAGAGGCGCUGGUUCGCCAUGUGCGCCGCCAUCCAGCUGGCCGUCAGCACGUACGCGUCCUACCUGGGCGGACAGGUGCACUACGCCGAGUGGCUGAAGGUGCGCAUGUAUUCCAGAGCCCUGGCCAUCAUCGGGGGCUUCCUGGUCCUGGCCAGCGGGGCGGGGGAGGUGUACCGGCAGAAAGCACGCAGCAGGUCCCUGCAGUCCACGGGACAGAUCUUCCUGGGGGUCUACCUCAUCUGCAUGGUGUACUCCCUGCAGCACAGCAAGGAGGACAGACUGGCCUACCUGGACCACAUCUGGGGGGGCGAGCUGGCCCUGGUCCUGCUGGAGGUCACCCUGGGCGCCCUGGCCCUGGCCUUCCUGUCCGGUUGUUACGUGAGGCAGGCGGCUCAGGUCCUGGCCACCGUCCUGCCGCUCCUCAUCCUGGUCACCGACGGCAACCUCACCUACUGGCACCACACCCGCAAGGUGGAGUUCUGGAACCAGAUGAAGCUGAUCGGGCACAACGUUGGCAUCUUUGGUGCCGUGCUCAUCUUGGCCACCGACGCCUGAUCUUUUUAUGUCCUGGAACUGUGCUGUAAAUAUCCUGCGCUUUUUAUACCUCUCUUACUUUCAUCUCAUUAAAAGGAACGCUUUCAA